GUUUUUUUACGUCCAUACAAACUUUUGAUCAUAACCGUCCCCUCACACGGGGAAAAUGGUGGUGACUUUCUUGGAAAUUCAGCUCACUCUUUUGCAGUUUCAAUGGCAACUCCAUUGGUGGCCACACCCAUAAAUUUGUCUCUUACUCUUCUUAACCACCAUGAUUCCAAAUCCUUUUCCUUUAGUUGUCUCACUUUUAAGCCAAACCUUCACAGGAUCCCUACAAACCCAACAACACCUUUUGCUUUCAAUGGAAACCCUCACUUAUAUAAGCAUGAACAUAAUCAUUCUAGUGCUCGUGCUCCCCAUAAAUCGUUGCUACCCAUUAGAGUUCUUGGACCCAACUCCAACUUCUUGCAAAUGGGUCCUCAAGAAACUAGCUCUAGCAGAUCAAUUUUAGUGAAAUCCUCUGGUUCAGAAAGUACCAACAUUUCCACUUCCACUAUCUCUCAAAAAGUAUUUGAGGUAUUGCACUUGGUUGUUUCGCUUGGGAUAAUUCUGGCAAUGGAUAAGUUCUUGAAGAAAGCUUUUGUGGCUGCUGCUAUAAAGUUUCCCAGCGCGUUAUUUGGAAUGUUUUGUAUUUUUUCUGUUUUGGUCAUUCUAGAUACUACUAUCCCUGCUGCUGCAACAAACUUGAUGAACUUUUUUGAGCCAGCCCUCAUGUUCAUUCAGAGAUGGCUUCCACUGUUUUAUGUUCCGGCUUUGGUGGUUCUGCCACUUUCUGUUAGAGAUAUUCCUGCUUCUUCUGGCCUCAAGAUAUGCUUCAUCAUAGUGGGAGGAUGGUUAGCUUCACUUUGUGUUGCGGGUUUUACAGCUAUUGCCAUUAGAAAAAUUGUGAAGACAGAAAUGACAGAUGCUGAGCCUAUGGCAAAACCUUCCCCAUUUUCUCCUAUAGAAUUUUGGACUUGGGGUGGUAUCUUUCUUGUGUCAUUUGUUAGUGCAAUAUUUUAUCCUACAGCAUUAGGGACAAGUGCCCGAACAUGCCUCCCCUUUCUACUUGCCUCCACUGUGCUAGGCUACAUGGUUGGUUCAGGGUUGCCAUCUGAUGUGAAAAAAGUUUUUCAUCCAAUUAUUUGCUGUGCACUCUCUGCAGAUCUGGCAGCAGUGGCCUUUGGGUACUUUUCACGUUCAGGAGUUGAUGCAGUCUUGGGAGAUUACCUUACAAAGGUGCCAUCUAAUCCUGGAGCUGGUGAUAUUCUCAUGGGAUUUUUGGGCUCUGUUAUUCUUUCUUUUGCCUUCUCAAUGUUCAAACAGAGAAAGCUUGUUAAGAGACAUGCGGCUGAGAUUUUCUUAUCUAUCAUUGUCUCAAGUUUGUUUUCUUUGUAUUCAACUGCUCUUGUUGGACGUCUUGUUGGAUUAGAACCAAGUCUGACUGUUUCAAUUCUACCAAGAUGUAUAACUGUGGCAUUAGCUCUCAGCAUUGUUUCCUUUUUUGAGGGUGCCAAUUCAUCUGUCACUGCUGCUGCAGUUGUUGUGACUGGUCUGAUUGGUGCAAAUUUUGUGCAAGCAACGCUUGACAAGUUACGUUUUCGUGACCCUAUUGCCCGGGGAAUAGCAACUGCAUCUAGUGCCCAUGGAUUGGGAACAGCUGCAUUGUCGGCCAAGGAGCCUGAAGCCCUUCCAUUCUGCGCCAUUGCCUACGGUCUCACUGGUAUAUUUGGUUCAUUGUUUUGCUCAGUCCCAGCAAUCAGGCAAAGCUUGCUCGCAGUUGUUGGUUGACACCAUCAGUUGUAACAAUUCUACAUAUUUGCAUGUCCUGUUACGACUCUAAAUCUGUCCCACCAGACUGAUUUAUUGUACAGACAGAAAGCCUUCUUUCAUUAGUACAACUUCGAAAAAUGAUGUUGCAAAUAUUUGAUCAUAUGAUUACUUGUGUGUUUCUAAUAGCGUUUUAAUAAAAUGCACUCGCUUUGCUUACCUCGGAAUGUCAAUUGAAAGUAACAACAAAAAGGAAAAUAAAAAGCAAAUAUGGGUUUGGUUCAA
Messenger RNA from Durio zibethinus, 1983 nucleotides. Its product is annotated as plastidal glycolate/glycerate translocator 1, chloroplastic-like. NCBI's taxonomy places the organism in Eukaryota, Viridiplantae, Streptophyta, Magnoliopsida, Malvales, Malvaceae. The record is from RefSeq and is a predicted model, not a curated record.